UGGAAGCGAUGCCGGUGACUGCGGUGUGAAUCUUGAAAUUUGAAAAAUAAAAACUAAAUAAAGAUAUUAUCAGGAGUUAAAUUAACUUGGGUGGGGUUAAUUAGUAAAAAGAAUAAGAUAUUAAAGGCUAUCCAUAAAACAUUUUUGAUAUUAUUGUCCAAACGCAGCAAAAUGGAUUUAAAGUUAUCUGAAGGAUCUCUUGAGGUUAUAAUGAAUGGAGGAGACUACAAUAAGCCAGUGAUGCAAGUACUCGGCAGCAAGAAGAUACAGGGCAGCGGAGCUAAUGAGCGGUUUCGACUGUUGGUAUCAGAUGGCAAACACUCACACAGUUUUGCCAUGCUCGCCACACAACUGAAUGAUAAGCUUAUUACAGGAGAACUAUCAGACUAUUCUGUGGUACAGAUAGAUAGAUUUGUUACAUCUCUACUCAAGAACACAGGGAAAGGAGAAAAGAGAGUAAUGAUCAUCUUAGAUAUAACAAUCUUGGCUCCUGGUUCUGAAAUUGGCAAGAAGCUUGGCAACCCUCAAACUUGGACUGAGGAGUCAGCAGCGCAGGCACCUGCGUCAGCUCCAAAUCCAGCACCUAAACCUGCUCCAGCAUUGAGCUCUAUACCAAAACUAGCUCCCACUCCAUCCCUGGACUCCAGUAUGCUGAACACACAGAUGACACAUCCAAUCGCACAUUUGAGCCCUUAUCAAAACAAGUGGGUAAUAAAAGCCCGUGUGAUGUCCAAAUCAGCCAUUCGACACUGGAGCAACGCAAGAGGAGAAGGGAAACUGUUUAGUAUGGAUCUGUGUGAUGAAAGUGGAGAGAUCAGGGCCACAGCUUUUAAAAAUGAGUGCGACAAGUUUUACGAUAUGAUACAAGUUGAUAAGGUUUACUACAUAAGCAGGUGUCAACUUAAAACAGCAAAUAAACAAUUCUCCAGCUUGAAAAAUGAUUAUGAGAUGACAUUCACCGCUGACACAGUGGUUGCUGAAUGUAUGGAGGACUCCUCUGCAGUGCCAUCGAUCAAAUUCGAAUUUAUGCCAAUCAAUGAAAUAGCUAACAAAAAUCCAGAUACGCUGCUUGAUGUGAUAGGCGUUUGCAAAAUGGCUGCCGAUGUACAGGAGCUCACGGCUCGCAGCACGGGGAAGCUACUGAAGAAGAGAGAAGUCACCUUGGUAGACUCAUCAGGUGGCGCUAUAUCACUAACCUUAUGGGGAAAUGAUGCAGAGAAAUUUGACGGCAGUUCAAAUCCUGUUGUCGCGGCGAAGGGUGCCCGUCUAACGGAGUUCAACAGCAGCAAGUCGCUCUCGUGUUUAGCGAGCACCAUGCUGCGUAUCAACCCCGACCUGCCCGAGGCGCACAAGCUCAAGGGAUGGUACGACAACGGUGGCGCCGAUAUGGAGAUCGUCAAUAUAUCUGCCAGGAGCGGCAACUACGGCGGCGGCGGCGAGUGGCUGACGUUCGGCGAGGCGGCCGCCAAGCAGCUCGGCGCGGGCGAGCGCGGAGACAGCUUCACUCUGCUCGGGGCUCUCACGUUUACGUUCGCGGACAACGCAGUGUACCGCGCCUGUCCCGCUGACGGAUGCAACAAGAAGCUGGUCGACCAAGAGAACGGACUGUUCCGCUGCGAGAAGUGUAACAGGGACUAUCCGAAUUUCAAACAUCGGUUGUUGCUUGCGGCUACAGUAUCAGAUCCCACGGGCGACCAGCGUGUAACCGCGUUCAAUGAAGCCGCGGAGAGUAUUCUCGGCAAGCCGGCCUCGGAGGUCGGCAAGCUCUUGGACUACGAUAAGGCGGCGUAUGCACAACUCUUCGAUGAAGUCAAGUUCAAAACAUACGUGUUCAAGUUGCGAACGAAAAUGGAAACAUACAGUGAUGAAGCAAGACUUAAGACUAUAGUGAUGGCAGCAUCUCCAGUAGAUUACAAAGAUGUUAAUGCAAGACUUAUCAAAAGUAUUAAGGCGCUGAGUGGUGUUGAAGUUUAAACAGUGAUCUAAAACAUAUUUCAUAAUUUAUUUUGUAUGUAACAAGUAACUGAUUAUGUAAUUAUGUGUAACCAGCACAGUGGUAAGGACUAUUUUGCUCACUUUUAUAUUCAGUGAGAGACCGGCUCUCGAAAUAUGUUCCAAUAAUCUUGUUGAAUCUUUUUUUGAUAAUAAUGAUAAAUUGUGUAGUAGCUUAAAGCAGAAAUAAAUAUUUUUUU
Molecule: messenger RNA, 2192 nt
Organism: Aricia agestis (brown argus)
Lineage: Eukaryota; Metazoa; Arthropoda; Insecta; Lepidoptera; Lycaenidae
Gene: RpA-70
Product: replication protein A 70 kDa DNA-binding subunit
Exons: 11
Coding region: 172-1974 (600 amino acids)
Biological process (GO): telomere maintenance via telomerase; meiotic cell cycle; double-strand break repair via homologous recombination
Cellular component (GO): DNA replication factor A complex; nucleus
Molecular function (GO): single-stranded telomeric DNA binding; damaged DNA binding
Source: RefSeq, a predicted model, not a curated record